This is a messenger RNA of Leishmania braziliensis MHOM/BR/75/M2904, 984 nucleotides long. RefSeq lists its product as hypothetical. The record is from RefSeq and is a predicted model, not a curated record. The coding region runs from base 1 to 984 and encodes 327 amino acids. Lineage: Eukaryota; Euglenozoa; Kinetoplastea; Trypanosomatida; Trypanosomatidae. The transcript has a single exon.
AUGAAGACGGACAAAUUGGUGUCUGAAGCAGUUCAGACGUUCCGAGAGGCACAGAACCUACUGCCCACCCUCUAUACCCAUCUCUUCGCACUGGAGAACAUCAUGAAGCAGAAAGCCGCACUGGUCGGAGCUGCGCGUCGGCGUGAGCAGUGCUUUGCGAAGGCUCUGCACGCAUCGCAUUUCCUUUACAUGGAUGCGGACACAGAAGAGCGUACACCUCUGGAGGCUAUAACGGCAAGCCCCAGUUGCGAGCACACCACCUCUCCCGUGAUGACUUCCCCACUGGGGGUCCUGGCGGCGUUUUCGGCUGCCACGGUCCACCACCUUGUUGCUCAGCACCAGCGAGAUGUGGAGGAGCUCCUCGGGGUCGUUUCGCGCAUCACACAGCAGACUUGGUCGCAGAAGGUAGAGCAGCUCCAAUCCAAGAUUGCGCGGCUCGAAAGGGGAGACGAAGUUGACAAGGCACUUAGGCAUCCUCCGUCAACGAGCGGCACUGCAGCCGCUUCGUCAACGCCUGCUUCAUCCUCGUACUUUGCUACCGCUUCAGAGCUCUCCGUCGCGCUCUACGGCUUUGCAGCCUGCCUGCUGAAGAUGGGGAGUGUGUUGCAGGAAACGAUGCUGGCACUCCGCAAGGAUGCUGGGCUGUCUCUCAUGACGCACUCCGCUCCUGGUACAUCCGCUCUGUUGAUGUCCACCACCACCGACAUGGCGAGUCACCUUGCCACCAUUCUGGCUCGCGAAGGCAGGAAGGGUGAAAUUCUGUCAUUGCUACCGAUGGAUCCCUCUCACUGGGAACCCCUGAAGGAGGCCACGUCAACCUCAAGACUCUUCGACCGGGGAAUAGGCGUCGCGGUGGCGCCUCUGCAGCCAGUGCGACUCGAGGAUGCAGUGGGACAGCUCGGGUCCUUCUUGGAGGCACGCUGGAAGAGUUGCUGCGACAGCUACCUUCUUCCCGAAUCGCACCUGUUACUCGCCCUUGUUUAG